UUUGGUUAGAUGGGCUUGUGUAUUUCAAAACAGGAAGGGGAACAAUAUAAUACUUUAUAGAAGGAAGUAUUAUUAUAAGAUUAGGAUAAUUUUGAACAAAAUGUUGAGUAAAUCAGAAUUAGUGAUGAGGAGAAAAUAUCUAUACAAGAUUUUUAGUUUUUAUAAGUAUAUUCUAUGUAAAACGAGGUUCUUGGAAGAGGAGGCUAUGGAAAGGUUGUUUUGGUGAAUUAUAAAUGCUAACAAAAAUUAUAUGCUAUGAAAAUAAUCAGAAAAGACCUUAUUUCCUAAAUGAACUCCAGACUCUACAUGGAGACUGAGAGAAACAUUUUGAUUAUGGUCAAAUGUCCAUUUAUUGUAAAUCUGCAUUAUGCUUUUCAAACUAAGUAUAAAUUAUACAUAGUAAUUGAUUUUAUGAUAGGAGGUAUUAUUUAUAAUUUAUACAUAAAAGGAGAACUGUUUUAUCAUUUGAAGCGUCUAGGAAAAAUGGAAGAAUCUUGGGCCAAAUUCUAUUGCGCUGAAUUGAUAUUGGCAAUCGAAUAUUUACAUAGCAAAAAUAUCAUCUAUAGAGACCUUAAACCAGAAAAUGUACUGUUGGAUUCUGAAGGUCACAUAAAAAUUACAGAUUUCGGAUUGUGUAAAACUGAUAUCAAGGAUGGAGAUUUCACUACAACCAUUUGUGGCACGUAUGAUUAUAUGGCUCCUGAGAUCUAUCUGAAAAAGGUAUUCACUAAAAUAAUCCAUUCAGGGACAUAAUCAAACUGCUGAUUGGUAUUCCUUAGGAAUUCUCCUGUACGUAAUGUUACAAGGAAUUCCUCCUUUUUAUUCAUAAAACAAACGCUAGAUGAUUCGAAGUAGAUUAGAGAGACAAAUCGAAUUCAAGACUCCCAUCUCAGAUGUUGCUUCUGAUUUAAUCAAAUAGUUGCUUAAGAACAAUGUAUGAGAGAUCAUUUUAAUCUAUUAAUUAGCCUAAGGAUCGUUUAGGAUCUGAUGGAGUUAAUGAAAUCAAGUCUCAUCCCUUUUUCCAAGAUUUGGAUUGGGAUGACGUAUUGCACAAGAGAUUGCCUGCUCCUUUCAAACCUAAACUGCUUAGUGAUCGAGACUUAAGAAAUUUUGAUAAUGUAUUCCUUCAUCAAUUUCUUAGGCGUUCACCAAGGAAACCAUUCAAGACACACCGGUCUAGUCUAUGGCUCAAGAGGACAUGUAUGAAUAGUUCACGUACCAAGAAUCUGAUAUGUUUGUAACUAUGAAUUAGAAUUUCUCCCUUGAUAAAUGA
This is a messenger RNA of Paramecium octaurelia, 1273 nucleotides long. The record is from the annotation of a GenBank genome assembly. NCBI's taxonomy places the organism in Eukaryota, Ciliophora, Oligohymenophorea, Peniculida, Parameciidae.